AUGAAAUUAUAUUACUAUGGUUACGAACAAUCUUCAGUUAUAAAAGAAGUAUUUGAAUUUUACAAAUAUAUUGGUGAUGAAUAUGAAAGAGAAAACACAAUAGUAAUGGAUCUUUUAUUUUUUAUUGGUGGAACCAACUCUGGUAUUCAAGAUUCAAUCAAUGGUAAUCACAUUUACAUUUUAAUGAUAGUUUUUUUAUUCUUAAUAGAAUUGGCCGAUUAUUUUAUCGUGGUUGGUGGUGCUCACGCUCAAUAA
Messenger RNA from Dictyostelium discoideum AX4, 255 nucleotides. RefSeq lists its product as hypothetical. The record is from RefSeq and is a predicted model, not a curated record. The transcript has a single exon. Lineage: Eukaryota; Evosea; Eumycetozoa; Dictyosteliales; Dictyosteliaceae. Bases 1 to 255 code for a protein of 84 amino acids.